AUGAAGUACCAGGUACAGUACCGCGCGCCCUCACCACCGCCCCCGGGAGUCACCCGGACACCAGAGGAGAUUGAGGCAGAGUUGAAGAAAAUCGAGGCAGAAUAUGAGAAACUGGCUUUGGUAUUUUUCGAAUUGCCCCAGGACAUCAUGUGGACCGACCCACCAGUGAUAUGCCAGUGGCAGGAACAGAGAAAGUUAUGGACAAGCAAUUACGUCAACGAUUACAAAUUCAAUGAAGAUAAACUUACCAUACAAUUCAGGACUGGGGUUUUGUGGCCCAUUGGCAUAGCUACACUUCGUUAUGGGAACAUGCCAUAUCAAGGGUGGGACGUCAGACCUGAUCCGAAUGGGAAAGGCGUUAUAAUAACCGUUACUGGAGUCUGUAUAACGGUCACUUGGGUAUGCAUCGGUAAUACAGUUAAAUUGAAAUGGAUAGCAAACGCCACCACUUCAGCGCUGAAACAACAUUUCAAUAAACCAUACAGCGUGAAGAAAAUGAUUCAGAUAAUGCGAGAAGCGGCGUGUGACUUUUUCCCAGACUUCGAUGGCCACAGCCACGUGGAAGGUUCCUGUCCUAAAGAGUGGGUGGCGGAGAGACACAACUACCACGCAAUGGCAUUUUUAUCUAGGGCAUAUAACUUUCAAUGGAGCCGGUGGAAUGUUGGUGCCGGUAGUCGAAAUAUUAUUUUGCAGUUACGGGAAGCAGGUAAGUUUCAGCUUCUCCACGUCACACCUCAAAAGGCAACAGUACUAAAGUGUAACGAACUUUCUUCUGAAUUUACUACAGAUCCAGCAAUUGGCAUGCAGUUCUAUCCGGACUUGUUCACGUUGAACAUGUCUUAUGGCUCAGUGGAUGCACGUAGGACUACCUUCAACAUGAAAUAUCGACUUGUGGAAACGGACCUUGUUGUGUUUGUAAAAAUGAGUGCCAUAGCGCAACAGGAGAGUCUCAUUAAGGAGAGUUUAUUUCAUUUUAUUAAGAAAAACGUCCCUAGGGCCGAUUUAAGUGUUAUAGAUGAUAUUGUUUUAUCCUACGUAAUAUCGAUAUUAGAAAUUGCAUCGCAGGACUCCUGCUUCGACGUAGAAGGAUUCAUAGAAUUUAUGUCGGCGUACAUUCCUGAGUUUGAACAAAUCAACACUGAAGUAGUAUGUGCUUGGGUUCUGGAAUUGGAGGCUGAAAUCUCUCGACGUGAUGAGAGUGACACUAAUUCUACUCAUGAUGACUCGGCUGGGAGUGACAAGAUAAGCUUGACACUGUUGAAUUUAAGUGACAUGCUCCCACCAGUUAGCAAGGCCAAUCGUUCGCAUUCGAACUCGGAGAGCUCCGAAUGCGCGGAACGCCGUCCGCCGAUAGAGGCGACGUACACCGAGGAAUAUGCGGACCAGUGUCGCGUCCUGACGGAAAUGUUCCCUAACACCUGCGCUAUGGAGAUAAAGCACUGCGUAUCAAUCGCUUGCGGCGAUCCCGAACGAGCAGCCGCGACGCUGUUACACCGUCGCGAGCAAGGGCAGGCUCUGUCCGCAGCGGCGUUACAUUCUGCUGCAAAGCAACCGCUCUGCGACGACCACGAGAUCAAGAAUAGGAUCAUUGCAAGAUACUCUUACGUGGAUAAAGACGCAGAGACCAAGGAGCACAAGCCCCUGGCCCCCAAAAUCGAGCCGAAGAAAAUGGUCCGCUAUAGAGACAAUAAGAUUGUCUCGUUGAAGGGCGAGAGGUACACUGAGGUGCCGAAGUCCGGUAUCGACGAAGAACACUUAAAGAAACCUAAAAAACAGCACUGCCCUUAA
Leptosia nina is the source of this 1788-nucleotide messenger RNA. The record is from the annotation of a GenBank genome assembly. NCBI's taxonomy places the organism in Eukaryota, Metazoa, Arthropoda, Insecta, Lepidoptera, Pieridae.